Molecule: messenger RNA, 243 nt
Organism: Cyphellophora attinorum
Lineage: Eukaryota; Fungi; Ascomycota; Eurotiomycetes; Chaetothyriales; Cyphellophoraceae
Product: 37S ribosomal protein S19, mitochondrial
Exons: 2
Coding region: 1-243 (80 amino acids)
Biological process (GO): translation; ribosomal small subunit assembly
Cellular component (GO): cytosolic small ribosomal subunit; ribosome
Molecular function (GO): structural constituent of ribosome
Source: RefSeq, a predicted model, not a curated record
AUGCGCGCGACACUCGCCCUCUUCAAGCGCUCCGUCUGGAAGGGACCCAACAUCGUCCCCUUCGAGAUAAACAAUACCAUCCCUGCGAACAAACACCCCAUAAUCCGGACCCAGAAGCGCGCCGCUACCAUCACGCCCCAGCUCGUUGGCUACCGGUUCGCCGUACAUAACGGCAAGAUAUACCAGGAUGUCUUUGUGACGGAGGAGAUGGUGGGGAGGAAGUUGGGGGAGUUCGUGCCGUGA